GGUAAUUGGAGGCUCUGUGGAGGUGCCAUGGAUCUUCAUAUGCCCAUGUGUCCUGCUGUUUCUCGGAGGUCAAAGACACAGUACUAUUUGGUCGGAGCAUUGAUUCCAUUAUUUGGCUUCGCGUCACUUGUAAUGUUGACUUACAUUAUAUUCUUCGGGAAGAAGACGUCAAGAAGAACAUACUCAAUUUUGCUUUCUUUUGGCAAGAAAUUCCCUAGAGUUGCUUAUAAUGAUCUAGUUCAAGCUACAUGGAAGUUUUCAGAGUUAAACCUUGUCGGAAGAGGAAGCUAUGAUUCAGUGUAUAGAGGAAAAUUAACUCAAGCUAAAACACAAGUGGCUAUUAAGGUUUUUGACCUUGAUAUGAAAUGUGCAGACAAAAGUUUUGUAACAGAAUGCGAUGUUCUGAGUAGAAUUCGGCACAGGAACCUUGUACCUAUCCUAACUGCAUGUUUGACAAUAGACAAUAGUGGUGACCCUUUCAAAGCUCUAGUUUAUGAAUUCAUGCCUAACGGGAAUUUGGACACAUGGUUGCACAACACAUAUUCGGGUAGUUCUUCGAAAAGUUUGAGCUUAGCUCAAAGAGUAAACAUAGGCAUCGGUAUAGCCGAUGCACUAGCUUAUUUACACAAUGAUUGUGAACGGCAGAUUGUACAUUGUGAUUUGCAGCCAACAAAUAUCCUACUUGAUGAUGAUAUGAAUGCUUAUUUGGGAGACAUCGGCAUUGCAAGCCUCAUUGGACAUUCAAGCUCACACUCCUCAAUCGGACUAAAGGGAACGAUAGGUUACAUAGCUCCGGAGUAUGCUCAAUGUGGCCAGGCAUCAAUCCGUGGGGAUGUUUACAAUUUUGGAAUAGUACUCCUUGAGAUGCUCAUUGGCAAAAGACCGAUAGACCCUAUGUUUGAGAAUGAACUCAACAUGGUUAACUUUGUGGAGAGGAACUUUCCAGAUAAGAUAAUACAUAUUAUUGAUGCACGCUUGCGUGGAGAAUGCAAGGGCUAUAUCCAAGCGAACAAUGGAACAGAAAAUGUGGCAUAUGGAUCCAUGUUAUCACUCAUGCAAGUCGCUCUUUCCUGUACAUGUCAGAUCCCAAGGGAACGCAUGAACAUAAGAGAAGUAAACAAUAAGUUGCAUUCAAUCAGAACAUCAUACAUUAGAGCAACCAAGCGAGAGCAAGUCAUGCUUCACUAG
This is a messenger RNA of Aegilops tauschii subsp. strangulata, 1188 nucleotides long. NCBI's taxonomy places the organism in Eukaryota, Viridiplantae, Streptophyta, Magnoliopsida, Poales, Poaceae. The record is from RefSeq and is a predicted model, not a curated record.